CUGCGUUUCGUACGUACGGAUCGAUCAGUCAUCCAGUGAGUUUUGUAAGCAAAGCUGCGGAGAAGCAAAAAGGAGCAGACACAAAUUUCUUAUCUCUACGUAGCUCGUUAAUUAUUGGUGUACAGAGUAGUGCGAGACAAACGCUGGCAGUACGCACGUUCGAGUAAUUGGUGCUCGCAAAAAUGGGUGGAUUAUUCCGCAGCGAGGAGAUGAGCUUGUGCCAGCUCUUUCUCCAGAGCGAAGCUGCCUACGCCUGUGUGUCAGAGCUUGGCGAGCUUGGAUUGGUACAAUUUCGAGAUUUGAAUCCAGAUGUCAAUGCGUUCCAACGUAAAUUCGUCAACGAGGUACGGCGUUGCGAUGAAAUGGAACGCAAGCUGCGUUAUCUGGAAAGGGAGAUUAAAAAGGAUGGUAUACCCAUGCUGGAUACAGGUGAAAAUCCAGAGGCUCCCCAGCCCCGUGAGAUGAUAGAUUUGGAAGCUACUUUUGAAAAAUUGGAGAAUGAAUUGAGAGAAGUCAAUCAAAAUGCUGAGGCUCUCAAACGUAACUUCUUGGAGCUAACUGAGCUCAAGCAUAUUCUAAGAAAGACUCAGGUCUUUUUUGAUGAGGCUGAGCAUGGAAGUGUCGUGUCGCAGAUGGCCGAUCCGAGCCGUGAAGAGGAACAGGUGACACUACUCGGGGAGGAGGGCCUCCGCGCUGGCGGCCAGGCUCUCAAGCUCGGCUUCGUCGCUGGUGUCAUUCUACGUGAGCGGAUUCCAGCCUUCGAGAGGAUGUUGUGGCGCGCCUGUCGUGGAAAUGUCUUCCUUCGUCAAGCCGAGAUCGAGACGCCACUUGAAGAUCCAUCAACGGGCGAUAAUGUUUACAAAUCUGUAUUCAUCAUCUUCUUCCAAGGUGACCAGUUGAAGACAAGAGUAAAGAAGAUUUGCGAGGGUUUCCGCGCUACUCUCUACCCCUGUCCGGAAGCUCCAGCUGAUAGACGCGAAAUGGCUAUGGGGGUCAUGACUCGUAUCGAAGAUCUCAAUACUGUAUUGGGUCAAACUCAAGAUCACAGACACCGUGUACUCGUCGCUGCUGCCAAAAACAUAAAAAAUUGGUUCAUCAAAGUACGAAAGAUCAAGGCCAUCUAUCACACGCUCAAUCUGUUUAAUCUCGACGUAACUCAGAAAUGUUUAAUUGCCGAGUGCUGGGUACCGCUGCUCGACAUGGAAACUAUUCAGCUGGCCUUGCGUCGAGGAACAGAGAGAAGCGGUAGUUCUGUGCCACCGAUUCUCAAUCGCAUGGAGACAUUCGAAGAUCCACCGACCUACAACCGAACAAACAAAUUCACCAAAGGCUUCCAGGUGUUGAUAGACGCUUACGGCGUUGCCUCGUAUCGAGAAAUGAAUCCAGCCCCCUAUACCAUUAUCACCUUUCCGUUCUUGUUCGCUGUAAUGUUCGGCGAUUUCGGCCACGGUCUCAUCCUGUUCCUGUUUGGUGGCUGGAUGGUCCUGAAAGAGAAACCAUUGAUUGCUCAAAAAACCGAUAACGAGAUCUGGAAUAUAUUUUUCGGUGGUCGUUAUAUCAUAUUACUAAUGGGAUGCUUUUCUAUGUAUACGGGUCUCAUAUACAACGACAUAUUUUCAAAGUCGCUCAAUGUAUUUGGCACGUACUGGUCGGUAUCGCACCUCAACGCGACGGUGUUGCGCGGCAGUAGAAACUUGCAGCUCGAUCCGACCUACUCGUACGUGCAGCACCCCUAUCCAUUCGGUAUGGAUCCUAUUUGGCAAUUGGCCGAGAACAAGAUCAUUUUCUUAAACUCGUACAAAAUGAAGAUAUCCAUCAUCUUCGGUAUAAUUCACAUGCUGUUCGGCGUGGUGGUCGGAUUCUUCAACCACACCUACUUCAAGCGUCGGAUCAACAUUAUCUGCGAGUUCGUCCCACAGGUCAUCUUCCUCACGUUUUUGUUCAUGUACAUGACUCUGCUCAUGUUCAUCAAAUGGAUAAAAUACGGAGCUUUUCAUCCCGAGUACAAUCCAAAUCCGGAGACGAGCUCGUUCUGCGCGCCGUCUGUUCUCAUCACCUUCAUCAACAUGGUAUUGUUCAAAACAUCGGCUGAAAUAAAACCAUGCAGUCCUUACAUGUAUGCAGGUCAAGGUGGUUUUGAAAAUCUACUUGUAAUAUGCGCGGUACUAUGUAUACCGUGGAUGUUGCUUGCUAAACCAAUCCUGCUCAUGCAAGAGAGGAAGAGAAAACAUAUUCAAAAUUUACAACAUGGAACGGAAAAUGGUGAUAUCGAUGGUGCGGUACAACCUGCAAUGGGCGCUCAUAAAGAAGAGGAAAUGUCCGAGAUCUUUAUUCAUCAGAGUAUUCACACAAUUGAAUACGUUUUGGGUAGCAUAUCGCAUACAGCCUCUUAUCUUCGUCUCUGGGCCUUGUCUCUCGCUCAUGCUCAAUUGUCCGAAGUUUUAUGGAAUAUGGUCAUGAGAAAUGGUUUAACUUCGGAAGGAUGGUUCGGCGGAAUUAUUCUUUGGGGUAUUUUCGCUUUCUGGGCUGUGCUCACAGUCGCAAUUCUCGUACUUAUGGAAGGAUUAUCUGCUUUCCUUCAUACUCUCAGGCUUCAUUGGGUGGAGUUCCAGAGCAAAUUCUAUGCUGGUCAAGGCUACGGCUUUACUCCUUUCUCCUUUGAGAUAAUCCUCGAGGCAGCCCAAUCUACAUCUGAGAUAGUAGAUUAAAAUUAGAAAUUUAACAAAAUCUACGAGCUUUUGUUUGAUCAAAUUAUUUGCCUCACAAUGCAAUCUUUGCAAAGAUUAUUUUAAAGCUAACUUAAUAAAGUACUUCUCUCUGUCUCUCUCUCUAUUAAAAUUAGUAUUGAAUCUCUGAAUGUUGUAUUUAAAAUACGCACAGUGCAAUCUUGUUUGAAUUAACUAUUCUUUUUCAAUUUUGUUUAUUAUUGUUUCAUUGAAGUUAUAAGAAUAAAACGUUGCGUAUAGAUAAAUAUUAAA
This is a messenger RNA of Trichogramma pretiosum, 2978 nucleotides long. It is a transcript of the gene Vha100-1, whose product is annotated as V-type proton ATPase 116 kDa subunit a. The transcript is spliced from 13 exons. Gene Ontology annotation, biological process: proton transmembrane transport; vacuolar acidification. The coding region runs from base 183 to 2708 and encodes 841 amino acids. Gene Ontology annotation, molecular function: proton-transporting ATPase activity, rotational mechanism; ATPase binding. The record is from RefSeq and is a predicted model, not a curated record. Gene Ontology annotation, cellular component: vacuolar proton-transporting V-type ATPase complex; vacuolar proton-transporting V-type ATPase, V0 domain; plasma membrane. Lineage: Eukaryota; Metazoa; Arthropoda; Insecta; Hymenoptera; Trichogrammatidae.